CGUUGUAAUUUGUAAUUCCUUACCGGUCAUUCUUGUGCGAAAAAUAAAUCCACAUGUUGCCAUUGACCUUCAAACGGAUAGAAUUAGGCUACCUAUUCCUGGCGAGCAGAACGUAUUUAUAACUAGCGCAUUGUCCUAUGUUAAUAAUGUACCUCAUUUGGGAAAUGUUAUUUGGAGUGUCCUAAGCGCAGACAUGUUUUCUAGAUAUUCGCGUUCUCGUAAUUAUAAUACGCUAUUCAUUUGUGGUACUGACGAAUAUGGGACUGCCACAGAUGCAAAAGCUCAGGAAGAAGGAAUCUCGUGUCAAGAACUUUGUGACACAUGCAAAAAUUUACAA
This is a messenger RNA of Cetraspora pellucida, 337 nucleotides long. The record is from the annotation of a GenBank genome assembly. NCBI's taxonomy places the organism in Eukaryota, Fungi, Glomeromycota, Glomeromycetes, Diversisporales, Gigasporaceae.